Clarias gariepinus (North African catfish) is the source of this 1981-nucleotide messenger RNA. RefSeq names its product urotensin-2 receptor 4 (gene uts2r4). NCBI's taxonomy places the organism in Eukaryota, Metazoa, Chordata, Actinopteri, Siluriformes, Clariidae. The transcript has a single exon. Gene Ontology annotation, biological process: regulation of blood pressure; neuropeptide signaling pathway; blood vessel diameter maintenance. Bases 65 to 1159 code for a protein of 364 amino acids. The record is from RefSeq and is a predicted model, not a curated record. Gene Ontology annotation, cellular component: membrane. Gene Ontology annotation, molecular function: urotensin II receptor activity.
UGUCUUUUGUCUCAGAUUUUUUAUUUUUGUUUGACCUUUACAGUUGAGUGCCACUCUGUGGAUCAUGAGCUUGGUGCCCAAUGCCAACAUCUCCGUCCCUUCCAACUCGGGCACAAGUGGAACAGGAAGUGGCUUAAGCGGAGGUGGAACAGGUACCGUGUGGGUAACUCCUCUUCUUGGUGCUACCCUGAUCACCAUGUGCAUCCUUGGUGUUGUGGGAAAUGUUUACACGCUGGGUGUGAUGCGCUCUGCAGUUUUGCGCCGCUCUGGUUCCAUGUAUGUCUUCAUUGUCAAUCUGGCAACAGCUGACUUGCUCUACUUGGGCACCAUCCCGUUUGUGGUAUGCACCUAUUUUGUCCAUGACUGGCUCUUCGGUGAGACAGGUUGUCGAGUUUUGCUCAGCCUUGACCUGCUCACAAUGCAUGCCAGUGUUUUUGCCCUAGUGGCCAUGAGCCUGGAACGUUAUCGAGCCGUGGCAUCGCCAUUCCACGCCCGUCGUUCCGCUGCUGAUUCUGUCCGACGCCACUGGCUAGCAGCUCUUGCCAUUUGGAGUGCUGCCUUGGCACUUACUCUGCCCAUGAUGGUAAUGAUCAGGCUGCGGGAAGGGCGAUCAGGGGCCUCCGGUCUUGUCAAGCGCAUCUGCUUCCCCACAUGGACAUCUGAGGCCUUUAAAGCCUACCUCACUGUUCUUUUCUUCACCAGCAUGUUGGUGCCAGGGCUAGUCAUGGUAGUCCUGUAUAUCGGGUUGGCGCGACACUACUGGAAAGCACAGUCCAACCUUACACGUGGAGGAGAAGGAAACAAGACCAGCAUCCGUCUUUCCACCUCUUCUUCUCCAUCCAGGCGGAAAAGGCUUAAGCAUAAGGUGGUCUGCAUGAUCUUCAGCAUCGUGGUGGCCUACUGGGCAUGCUUUCUACCUUUUUGGGGCUGGCAGAUGGCCAAGCUGUUCUCAGCCGAAUCCCUGCGCUCGUUGACACCUGCCACACACACCUAUGUCAACUUCUUUGUUACGUGCCUUACAUACGGCAACAGUUGUGUGAACCCACUGCUCUACACAUUGCUUACUCGGAACUAUAAAGACUACCUGGCACAAAGAGGACAGGCGUCAGGCUCUAGUCGUAUUGACCAAGGCUCAGGAACAGGGAUCAACGAUCUGUAGAUGAUAUUAUCCACUGUUUUUGGGGUGAAUGCCAAAUAUGGAUAGUGUCCUUCUUAUAUUAAACCAUAACCGCAUUUGGUUAUAUCUCAUAUCCCAAUACUAGUCCUGGAACAACCUCCCCUGCCCAUCAUGUAUGUUUUUGUGUUUCUCUUCUAUAUUACAUAAUCUUUAACUUAGGUAUUGUUGUUAUUGACUGAAUAGGACUGUCUGGGAUGUGUGCAACUGAAAAACGUACUACAGGACCAAAGGGUGAUCCAAGACUAGGGUUGGAAACCGGUGGAUUAUACUGUAUGGUAUAAGGCCAUAGUUAUGACCUUUGGACAUAAAGACUACUUGAUCAGGAUACUUUGCCUGCUUGAGCUCAUUUAAUCUGGCUAACUAAUUAAUUAUCAAGGCCUUUUAAAGGUUGGUGCACUUGUUUAUAAAGUACUUGAGCUGUGCAAAGCUUGGAAUACUAGCAUUGUCAAUCUAUCCAUAUAGACACAUACAGUACAGAAGAAUGAACUGGUUUUCGCCCAGGUCCAGGACUCAACACGGUACAUGGGCAUCAAAGACGUUAAUUGGGAACCACUGCUUUGAAGUUUAUUCAAUGACUUUUUACCAACUACCAUUUUGUUUUUAAUGCUGAUAUGUAUUGGAAAUCCUGUUUGAUGGACAGUCAAUGAUUUCGUUGCUUGCUACAACCUGCUAAACAUACAAAUUGCCAUGUUUUCAGCAUAAUGUUUUUGCCCUGGACCAUCUUUAGUGCUUUGUUUAUAUUUAAACUAUAUUAUGUCUAUACAGUAUGUCUGAUAUCCUGAUCAAUAUCAGCACUUCUGACUU